AUGGAAACUGAUAGUAUAUCCUCAGUCCUAGGAGCUUCACUUCACGAGAUUAUCACACGAAUAAAAGCAGAACCACAACGAUUUCCUAAGCUCGACUUGAUCUAUGAGCCUACAGCUCCUGUCGAUGAGCCUGUUAUCCUCAGCCUACCCUCUAAUGGAAUCCGUUUACGCUUCGAUGGACCUCAGCAACGUCUGCGAUUAAUAGAAGUGUUGGAAUUUACGAAGAAUAAACUUACAUACAAUGAUCGAGAGGUUUUAAGAUCUGGUGGAACUGUUUCUCCAAAUAGCGUAGGAACGGGGCAUCUCACUGGACCAACCUUUCGACAUAUCUACAAGAGUUUAAUUGGACCUACGUUUCCUGGGGAAUACAUCAAACCCGAAGUUGGAGAUGAGACUGAAAUGGGCCUAUAUGUGUUAUCAUAUCCCGGUAUUGCAUUUUCAUUCCCUAUCCAUAGAGCAUCAUGGUCUCCGGGAAAAGAUGUUGUGUCGCUCCUCUCAUCAUCUGCUAGUCAGCCUGCUUCUUCCAUGGCGAUAUUCUCAGGGGAAUCUUGGCCAGAGGCACGAGACAAUUUAUAUACGCAGACCCUAGAAUCUUUAAAGACAUUUACCCCUUUGACGAAAGGUCGAGAGCCAGUCGCAGAUGAAGUUGGCCUUGUUCGCCUUUAUGGUGGGGGCAAACUUGAGUUGGUUCGUCGUUUCAAUAGCGCCCCUUUUUGGAUUCUUCUCGGCGAAACCACCCCUCAGGAGCUUGUCGCUGAACUUGGGCCGCCCGAUGCUAUAUAUCGAAAGAAUGAUCAAAAGAUGUCAAUCCAUAAAGCUCGAACUACAAGUAGCAUCGGGAGGCGCCCAGCUUCCACGGACCUACGAGAUGACUCUACCGAUACAGAUCAAUCUUCAGCCCACACUGCUACCGAUGACUCUGAUGAUGAAAGCAAUCAAGGAGAAGCAGCAGGAAAUGUUACGGGAGAAUGCUUCUAUAAUUACUUCUACCACGGGUUUGAUGUCUUGGUCUCUACUCCCGCUACACCCUCACAACUUCCCCCAUCCAAGGCACGCUCUCAACAGGAAAACAAUCGAGUCAUUCCUGCAGAUACUACUGCUCGUGUAGUAGCUACAAAGGUGAUAUUACAUGGCAACGUCCCAGGCUCAUAUCCCUUUAAUCGUCAUCGCCGCUGUCGCUGGGAGAUUGAAUAUCUUUCCCCAAAAUCUAAAUCUAAGAUCAUGGUUAUGAAUUCCGAAACUCCUUUCUCAUCAAUCGAAAGCAAUCUUUAUAACGAAUGGAAAAGCAUCUAUGAUAAUGUUGAAGAAGCAAAACAACGACAGCGAGGUAUGGUACUUAAUCGCGACUGGGGUGAUAGUCCAGGAAGUAGUUGCGAACUACUCGGUGGUUGGGAAGACAGCGUAGGUGGAAAGCGAAAUGCGGGAAAGGAAGAUGAGAAAGGGCUAGGAAAUACUACAUUAUUUGGAUUUCCAGGAUUGGUAUUUGAGGUGUUGAAGAAUGGAACUGUAAGUGGAGUUACGGUGUUUUAA
Messenger RNA from Sclerotinia borealis F-4128, 1530 nucleotides. The record is from the annotation of a GenBank genome assembly. NCBI's taxonomy places the organism in Eukaryota, Fungi, Ascomycota, Leotiomycetes, Helotiales, Sclerotiniaceae.